CGGGGCGAGAAUCCGAACCUCCCCACCGGCUAUCUUGGCACGUCCGGUUGCGGCACGGGCUGUACGCCUGGCUGCGGUACCGGGUGCACGUCUGGUUGCACGUCUGGCUCUUCUUCGGCCGGCAGGUUGUCGCACGUUGGCGUACCCUUCGGCACCGUUCCAUUCUCUUGUCAGGCAACUGGCAUACCACCACCACCACCACCACCACCACCGAGCCAUCAUCAUCCGGAGCAUCAGCAACACCAUCAUCCCCAUCAUCCACGCUUGGGCCAUGUAGCCGCGGCAGCGAGUGCUGCUGCCGCUGCGGCCGCAUCGAUGGGGAUGGAAUCCUCCGACUUGGUCGCGGUGGCCCAUUACCAAGCGCAACAACUUCAGCGACAAUUGUUGGCCGAGCAGUCGACUCCGGGCACGAUGCUGCCACCGUCUGCUCAGUCUACUGGUGGAGGCUUGACGCAGCCGUUACAGCAGGGACAGCAAACUCAACCAUCCCAGAGCCAGGACCCACUGCAGAGCUUGGUGCAACAGUUGCUCUGUUUGCAGCAGAUCGAGUAUUUCCUCGCCCAACGCGGACACAAGUGAUAUACGCCUGCAUACAUAUAUACAUAUAUGCGCGUUUAAUAUAUAUAUGUAUGUAUGUGUCUAUACAUUAAGCGUUUAUAUCUGCGGUGUCUCUUCUACUCCUCCUCCUUCUCCAUCGUCGUCGUCGUCGUUGUCAUCGUCGUCAUCGUCAUUGUCAUCGUCGUCAUCGUCUUCGUCGUCAUCUUCAGCAUCGUCGUCGUCGUCGUCGUCAUCGUCGUCAUUGUUCGUCGCUGCCGUUGCUCGACUUUUGCCCGCGCUACCUCGUCUCGAUAAUGACGAGAGGACUCUUAUAAGCGUCCAUGAGAUAAGUCUGUAUGUUUGUUAAAAGCGUGUGUGUUAGUGAUGAUGAUUAAAAUAAUGAUGAUAGUAAUGACGACGACGAUGAUGAUGACGACGAUGACGAUAACGAUGAUGACUAUGAUGAUAAGGAUGAUAAUGAUUAUGAUUAAGACGAUGAUGAUGAUGAUGAUAAUGAUAAUGAUGGGAAUGAUUAUGUUUAUGAUGAUAAUGAUGAUGAUGAUGAUGAUAAUGAUAAUUAUGAUAAUGAUGAUGAUUAUGAUGAUUAUGAUUAUGAUGAUGAUUAUAUUAUAAUAAUUACGAUGAUGGUGCGUGAAUGAGAAAGACGGAGAGAGAAAAGGGCCGCGUGCGUCGAUUAAAACCGCAGAUAUUCGUCAAAAUCUUUUCUUUCUUCGAUCGUGAACACCGCGUUUCUUCUUGCUGCUGCAGUCAAUGAUGCUCCUGUUCGUUCGAAUUUCUUUUUUCUCUCUCCUUGUUUUUGAUUACGAAAUAAAUAAAUACGUAUUUCUAUCCCUCGAUCGGCGGGGAGGGUAACGCACGGUGUUGUUUUCCGAUUCGUGAAAUAAGGAAAGCCAAGGGGAAAAAAAGAAAUAUUGAAGAAGAACCAUCGGUUGCGUCAAAAACAAACACACACAAAAAAAAAAACAAAAAAAGAAAGAAAGUUAGAUAGAUAUGUGGCUCCUUUAUUAAAUGCGGAUCGAUGUGCGAAGUUCUAUGGGACACCGUGCAAACAUUUUAAUGUGUUGCUAGUUAAGGUGAAACGAGCCUCGUAUAUUUCUCGCGAGAGACUCGUCUAUUUAGCGUGUGAUAAAAUAAAGGAGAAAAAACAAUAACUAUAAUGUUGUUACGUGUGAACACAAAGGAAAAAUGGAAGAAUGAGAAGAAGAAGAAGAAGAGGAGGACGAAGACGAAGAGACGAAGAGAAAAAAGAAGAAGAAAAAGAACGAGGAAAACGAUGAUGUUCGAAUUAAAAUGAGCUAAGAAGAAUGAGAAACGUGUGUGUGCGCGUGAUUUUUUUCUCCUACUUUUUUCCAGAUUUUUUUUUCUUUUUUUUUUUUUUUUUUUUUUUUUUUUUUUUUUUUUUGAAUAUAUUAUACGAAAGGUUGGGUUAACGGGUGGGAUGAACUUGCGCGAGGCUUGUGCGAAGAGAAGUCCUGAUGGAAAAAAAAUAAGUAACACAAAAAAAAAAUAAAAAUUAAUGAAAAGAAAUAUAGAACGAAAAAUUGCGGGGAAAUAAUAAGAAAAGUGAAAAAAAUAUAUAAAUAUUAAACAAACAAACAAACAAAAAAACAAAACAAAACAAAAAAACGCGCCCCACGCGACAGAGACGAUAACACCGCUCUGAUUGCGAGCUGUGAAGAAUCUCUUAUCCGUCAACAGUAUUGAUAUAAUUAAUAGAAUAAAUGAAUAUAAAAGAUAAAAAAAACGUUAUUGUAAGAGAUAAAAUAUAGCAUAAGUACGUAAUUGUGCAAACGUAUGCGAGUUUACGAGAAAGAGAGAAAGUGUAUGCAUGCGUGUGUAUAUGACAGCGAAAGAAAGAGAGAGAGAGAAAGAGAAAGAGAAAGAGAGAAAGUUUGAUUGAGUUUCGUACGAUCGUUUCAGAAAAUAUUUGCGCAAAUGUGAAUGAUGUUAAAAAAAAAAUUAUAAAAAAAUUGGAAAGAGAGAAUGUGUGUGUGUUCGUGUUCACGUGAGAAAAAGAGAGAGAGAGAGAGAGAGAGAGAGAGAGAGAAUCAUCGUCGUCGACUGAGAAAAAAAAUUUUUUAAGUGUCGAGCCCGAUCGAACGCCAACGCACAGGCCACCCUAAAUGUCCCAUGGGCUCAUAGUAAAAUUUUAUUCUUUUAUUUUAUCAUCGUUAUUUAAUUUACCGUGCGUGCGCGCGCAAGUGAAAGAAUAGGACAAGAACACGAAAAGAGAAAAGAAAAAGAAAGAAAGAAAGAGAGAGAGAGAGAAAGAGUGAGAGAAUGAAAUGGUGCGCGUGUUGCGUGAUGUAUGUCUUGUGAACAAAUGAGAGAGGGAGAGAGAGAGAGAGAGAAAGAGAA
Molecule: messenger RNA, 2916 nt
Organism: Polistes canadensis
Lineage: Eukaryota; Metazoa; Arthropoda; Insecta; Hymenoptera; Vespidae
Product: mitochondrial distribution and morphology protein 12-like
Exons: 1
Source: RefSeq, a predicted model, not a curated record